UUCCCUGUUGUUUUUUAGCAUCUGUUUCCUGUUCUCAAUUAACACAGCCCAUUCAAUUUUGGAAAAAUGUCGUUCGCGUGGAGAACCGCCGGUAUGAACUACCUCCAGUACAGCAGCAUUGCUGCCCGUGCCCUGCGUCGCACCGUCAAGGCCGAGCUCCAGACCGAGAUCGCCAAGCGCGAGGGCAUGUCCCUCAAGUACGCAAAGUGGGAGAGCGGCAAGGCCGGUGUUCUGGUAAGGAUCGCAGCUUAGGCGCACAGUCGUGCUUGGGCAAACGCAGCAGAUGAACCUGUCUUCUAUGUGCAUACAACUAACAGCAGCCUCCCUGAGUGUAGGACAACGUCCCCAUCGUCGAGACCCGUCCCAAGGUCGAGAACUAAAUUGCCUCUUCUAGAGUUUUUUCGCCUCGAUAAAUGUCACCUCUUU
Molecule: messenger RNA, 426 nt
Organism: Linderina pennispora
Lineage: Eukaryota; Fungi; Kickxellomycota; Kickxellomycetes; Kickxellales; Kickxellaceae
Exons: 2
Coding region: 67-252 (61 amino acids)
Biological process (GO): proton motive force-driven mitochondrial ATP synthesis
Cellular component (GO): mitochondrial inner membrane
Molecular function (GO): proton-transporting ATP synthase activity, rotational mechanism
Source: RefSeq, a predicted model, not a curated record